Messenger RNA from Phascolarctos cinereus (koala), 5564 nucleotides. NCBI's taxonomy places the organism in Eukaryota, Metazoa, Chordata, Mammalia, Diprotodontia, Phascolarctidae. The record is from RefSeq and is a predicted model, not a curated record.
GACCAGCAGAGCAGCUAAGAAGCCAUCUCAGGACCCAAGGGAUCAUUCAGUAAGACACCUUACCACACCCUCGCUGCAAAACCUGGAAUCAGCUAAGAAAUGCAAUUCACCCUCCCUGUCUUGUUAUUCUUUGGGAUACUAGGGUUGUGCCUAGCUACUACAGAGCAACAGGUGAGAUGGUGUGUCCAAUCAGAAAAUGAGCAGGAAAAAUGUAAUAAGCUUAAAGAGGUCCUGACAGGUACCACGAGCCCGAGUUUGACCUGUGUAAAGAAAAUUUCCUACAAGGACUGUUUCAGGGCCAUCUGGAAUAAUGAAGCUGAUGCCAUUUGUGUUGACAGUGGCUUAAUCUAUGAAGCAGCUGUACCCCCCUUUGAUCUGAAGCCUAUCAUAGUUGAAGACUAUGGCUCUGAAGAAGAGCGGCAAAUUUACUCCUUUGCUGUGGCUGUUGUGAAGAAAGGAACUGAUUUCAGACUCAGGGAUCUCAAAGGCAAGAGGUCCUGCCAUACUGGCCUGGGCAUGUCAGCCGGGUGGAUCAUCCCCAUUGGGAAACUUGUGGAACUUGGUGUGUUGGACUGGAACAAUAUCAAUUAUUCUAUUGAAAAUGCGGUAGCUGAGUUUUUCUCUGACAGCUGUGUGCCCUGUGCUUUUUGGAUGAACUCUCAGCUAUGUCACCUGUGUGUUGGAGUGGGACCUGACCAGUGUGCGUGCUCAAACAGAGAACCUUACUUUGGCAGCUCAGGAGCUCUCAUGUGCCUGAAGGAUGGUGUUGGAGAUGUGAGUUUUAUGGAGCAUACAACUCUUUUAGAGACACUUCCAACUGCGGCUGAAAGGGAUGAAUUUGAGCUACUCUGUGAGGAUAAUACCAGCAGGCCAGUGAAUGAGUACAGGAAAUGUCACCUAGGCAAGGUCCCUGCUAAUGCAGUUGUGGCCCGAAGAGUGAAUAACAAGGAGGAUCUGAUCUGGAAUCUUCUUUCUGAGGCACAGGAAAGGUUUGGCAAGGGCAAAUCGGAGACAUUCCAACUCUUUGGUUCCCAUCAUGGCAAGGAUCUGCUGUUUAAAGACUCAACAAACAGGUUUCUGAGGCUCCCUCCUAAAAUGGAUCAUGAGCAGUACCUGGGCUAUAAGCACAUGAAGGCUCUGAAGACUUUGACAAUGUCCAAGACUUCUCCCUCUUUAUCCAACAAAGUGAUGUGGUGUGCAGUGAGCAAAGAUGAAGAGUCAAAGUGCUUUGAAUGGAGUACAGUCAGUGGUUUAGCCAUUAAAUGUGUUGUGGCAGAAACCACAGAAGAGUGCAUCGACAAGAUUAUGAAAGGGGAAGCUGAUGCCAUGAGCUUGGAUGGAGGAUUUAUCUACAUUGCUGGCAAAUGUGGUCUAGAGGUUGUCCUGGCAGAGAAUUACAAGACUAAGGAUUCCAGUUAUGGGCGAGGGCCUCUUUGCUCCAUUAAACCAAUCGAAGGCUAUUAUGCUGUGGCAGUUGUUAGGAAGUCUGAUGCUGAUCUUAAGUGGGGCUCACUGCAAGGCAAAAAGUCCUGUCACACAGCAAUUAACAGAGCCGCUGGUUGGAACAUUCCUAUGGGUCUGAUACACAAUCAAACCAACUCCUGUGAAUUUGAUAAAUACUUCAGUGAAUCCUGUGCUCCUGGUGCUGAUGUUAAUUCUAGCCUCUGUGCCUUAUGUGUUGGCAGUCCAGAGGCAGGAGGUUUGAACAAGUGUGCUGCCAACAGCAAAGAGAAAUAUUAUGGCUACACAGGGGCUUUCAGGUGCCUGGCUGAGAAUAAAGGAGAUGUUGCCUUUGUGAAACACAGCACUGUCCUGGAGAAUACAGAUGGCCAGAACCAAGAAAGCUGGGCCCACAACUUAAAGAGUGAGGACUUUGAACUCUUGUGCUUAGAUGGUAAACGGAAGCCUGUGACAGAGGCUAAAGACUGCCAUCUGGCUCAGGCCCCAAAUCAUGCUGUGGUCUCACGGCCAGACAAGGCGGCGUUUGUUCGCCAUAUACUGUUGAACCAACAGGACCUUUUUGGGACCAAUGGGACAGAAUGGUACAUGUUUCAGAUGUUCCAGUCCAAAAACAAAGACCUCCUGUUUACAGACAACGCUGAAUGCUUGUCGGAUGUUCCAGACAAAAGAACCUAUGAAAAAUAUUUGGGACCAGAGCAUAUCAAGGUCAUUGAAUCUCUGAGAAAAUGCUCAGAUGUUUCAGGGAACCCCUGUGCCACUUCCAACCAGCUGGGAAGUGUCAGGGCCCAGGACUCAGGAGGCAAGGAAACUCCAGGCGCCCAGGCCCCACCAUCACAGCUCCAGAGUAGCGCUCUCAGAGACCCCAGGAAGACGUCCCGGCCCAACAAGGGCCUCUCGCAAGGACUGGUAGAAACAGCCAGCAGUUCCGGAGCUGUGGCGGCCGCAAUGGCAACGGUGGCGUUGUUGGGGAUUUGCUCUCGGCGGUUGCUCGGAGCUGCACGGAAGGUGCCGGCUGCCGCUUCUCUCCGCUGGAGCUCCAGCACGACCGGAGCCGUGGUCGCCCCGCCGGCGGUGCGGAAACGACCCCGAACCCCGGAGGUCGUCUGGCCAGAAGACCCAGAGGAAGAAGACAUCAACUUCUAUGAGAAGAACCCCGACUUCCACGGCUACCAUGAAGACCCCUUGGUAGACCUCUGGAACAUGAGAGCCGUGUUCUUCGUUGGCGUCUCUCUUACCAUGGUCCUAGGCUUUACCUUUUUGGCCUAUCUCCCCGACUACAAGUUGAAGGAAUGGGCCCGGAGGGAGGCAGAGCUACAGAGCUUGGAGGGCCACGUCUUUCUGUUGCGGCGGCACUGCUCAAUGAUGGUCUCGGCGGAAGCUGAGCAGAUGGGGGUCGGAGGUGGUACCUUCCAGCCGCAUCUGGACUCUCUGCGCCAGGAGCUGCAGCAAAGGGACCCCGCGAUGCUUUCCGUGCUGGUGGCGCUGCUUGUCGUUCUGCUGACUCUGGUAUGCUGGAAACUCAUUCGAAGCAGAAAGAGCAGUCGAAGGGCUGUACUUCUGGUGGGACUUUGUGACUCGGGGAAGACGCUCCUUUUUGUCAGGCUUUUAACAGGCCUUUACAGAAAUACCCAGACAUCUAUUACUGAUAGCUCUGCUGUGUACCGAGUCAACAACGACAGGGGUAAUAGUUUGACUUUGAUUGAUCUUCCUGGUCAUGAGAGCUUGAGGCUUCAAUUCUUAGAACGGUUUAAGGCUUCAGCCAGAGCAAUUGUGUUUGUGGUGGAUAGUGCAACAUUCCAGCGGGAGGUGAAAGACGUAGCUGAAUUUCUCUAUCAGGUCCUUAUUGACAGCAUGGUAUUGAAGAAUGCACCAUCCUUAUUGAUAGCCUGCAAUAAGCAAGAUCUCACAAUGGCAAAAUCUGCCAAAUUAAUUCAGCAGCAGCUGGAAAAAGAACUUAAUACUUUGCGAGUUACUCGCACUGCUGCCCCCAGCACACUGGAGAGCUCAGGAGCUGUUAUCACUCAGCUUGGAAAGAAGGGCAAAGAAUUUGAAUUUUCUCAAUUGCCAAUGAAGGUGGAAUUUUUGGAGUGCAGCGCCAAGGGAGCUAUGGGAGACGACGGCUCUGCUGACAUCCAGGACUUUGAGAAGUGGCUGGCUCGGGUGGCCUGAAGAGGCGGAGCUGGGGCAGAGCAGAAGAUGUCUGACCUUGAUGGCACGUGCAUGGGGUGGGUUAGCAGUGAGUUGAUAAGGGAUGAAAAAUAUAAUUGGAAAUACUUUCUUAUUGUGGAAAGAAAUUAUUGUGAGGAUAUUAAGGAUAAAUGUACUGUAGCCAGCUUGGAGUUUUUUAAAAGCCUUCCAGCUUCUUUUUUCGAAUAAUUCAGUUUUUCUUUAUUGUCCCAUUGCCAAGUACAAUGGUUUUCAUUUCUGUCUUGUGUCUGUAAUAGUGAGUAUAAGGUUUAUCUUAUCCUCUGGAAAGAUAAAGGACUUUGCCAUCUCCAACAGACUCCAAGUAGAGAGGUUCAUUACCAUAAACAUUUUUAUUUCAAGAAGAGUUUUCCUCCUUCCUGACUGGGGGUUUCUGGUAGUUUUUCUUAAGUGUGUCAACUGUGUGCUCAUGGUACACAGUUUUUUAUAACUUAAGACAGUAUGAUUCUUGGAUUAGCCAAAUUCAUUGUGACUGAACAACUCCGAGCCACUUUCAUGAAAUACUUGAUUAUGAUAUGUCUUACUGGGCUCCCUUAAUUUUAUAAAACUAAGUAAUGAAUAAAUAGCAGAAAGAUUCUCUGCAAGGUUUUGUGUGUGUGCAAACUCAGCAGUGUUAAAAAAAAUCUAUGUUUUUAUAAUGAAAUUCUUGGCUUCUUAAGUUUAUGGGUUUUAUAAAUAAUACAUUUUUGGUAAGUAAUAUGGCCAGCAUGACUUGGAGUGGGCAGAGAUCAUGUAUGAGCAUGAUGAGACUAAAGUCACUUUGAUUCCCCUAUUACCUUUGUUAGGUUUCACAGUUACAGACUGCCCCCUGCCCCUCCCACAUAAAUGCCUCAAGUCUCAGAAGGUCCAGAAUGAGACUGUGCAGUCCUUGCAACCCCAUCCCCACUCUUGGAAAAGCAGCUCAGCAGGUAUACCUUACUGGUGGGUGUGUGGUGCCACCUUUGUAUAUGAAAGACCAACAUUAUUAUUAGGAAGGAAUAAAACCUUAAAUUGACAAGAACUUUUCUUAUGUCUCAUGUCAGGAUUCUGAUUUGAAAGCCUCUCCUGCUAAUAUUUAGUCUUAUGGACUACCAUUGCUAGCAGAAAUGGUAGUUUAGGGAAACAGAAGUAGGGAAAAAAAAACCAGUGAAAAAAUUUAAUUUGGUCAUAGGUGCCAUUAUAGCUUCCUUGUUUAAUGUUUGCGUGUGGCAAAUGAAAAAGCCACUGUUAUGUAGCAUGGAGCCUUGAACAGGGGAGGUGCUCAAUACAGAUUCAAGCAGUGGCUUGAAAAACCUGUUAAAUGGCAUGUUUUCUCAGUCUAUUUUCUUUCUCAUGAAAUUUCCCAUUUAGUUUCAUUCUAUUUCUUGGUUUAUUUUUUUUAAUUAUGUGUUAAGCCAGUAUUUCACCCCAUUAGCAGAAGCAGUGGAAUGUCACAACAAAGGCUGUUUGAAGCAGGGGAGAGAAACUGGUUUUUAUUUAUGACAUAAACUAAUUUACAGUGAGGAGAGAGAUCUACAAUGAGUAUAUACUGCCAUUAGGAUUGUAUCAUUUGGGGGCCUUUACUUAUAAAGAUUUUGAAAGCAUUUUAUAAACAAUAGUUUAAAAAAAAACUUUCCUAUUUUUCCAGUGGAGGAAGCAGAAGAUGUAUUAAUUGAAUGAGUUACCGAAUUAUCUCCAUAAGAUUGAACAGUCAGACUUUUAGAAUGCUGCUAAAAUAUGUUGUAUCUUUGCCUUACCUCUUCUGGAGCAGCCUAUAGCUGUGGGGGUUGGUCCUUGGGACCCUUGAAAGAAUUUUUCAUAAAGUAAAAGCAAAGAAUUCAGAUGUUUCCUUUGUGUUUCAGUUUUUGUGUGACUGAAAUCCAAAUGUCUUUCUUUGGUUUUGUGAACUUUGGAACCUUCAAUUAAAAUGUUUCUCACCA